AUGCUAAAAUCUUUAUUAUUAGUACUCCUUUUAGUUCUAGUCACUUUAUAAAAGCAUAUUGGAAAUCAAAUAGUCGAAUUAGAUGAAGUCAAUUACUAAGUUAUAAUUAAAGUAAUUGAUUCUUCAGGUUAUGCUUUAUCUGGAGUGAUUGUUAAUGUUAAGUACUUCUAUUUAUCAAUUUAGGAAUCUUAAUAAUAUUAUUGGAGAGAAAGAUCAAAUGACUGAUGGAACAGGUAUUGUAACAUUUACUGGAAAAAUCACAAAACAAACUUCUUACUAAAUUACAGCAAUUGCAUCAACUACUUUUAACGACAUUACAACAUCAGGUAAAAUAGAUGGGGUUGGAGAUUCAAAAAGCAUAAUUGUUUUUAAUGGCAAAUUACAAUUCCCAUAAUCUGAUGUAUAAGUUCAAGAUGUGUUUUAACGAGGAUUAAUAAUGGUAAAUAUCAAAUCUAAUUUCAGUUAAAAACCCAAUCAAACUCUAAACCUCUUCCUGGUGUAAAUGUAAAGUUUACAGCCAUUUACUCAGAAGAUAAAAAAACUAAAGAAAUAAAUUUCAAAGCAACAACUGAUGAAAAAGGGGAAUAGUAUGUUAGAUUUUUGUUGCCCUCUUAAAAGCCUGCAUUUAUUAUUUUGUACACAGCUUCAAAAAAUGAAUAUUGGAAUACUUUAUAAAUGAAUCAUAAUGCUUAAGAAUUUGCAUUAUCUCCGUAAAUAUUUUAACUAUAUUUAACCUAGUGUAAAGAAAUAUGAACUACCAAUAACAAUAAAUUUAGAUCCUGGUUAAUUCAAGUUUAUAAUUACAGCAUUAGUUUAAGACCAAACUUCUAAACCAUUAUCUGGGGCUAAAUUGUAAAUAGGAGGAAUGAACUUAGGAUCAAAUAAAGAACUAGAAUCACUUAAUGCAGCUAGUGGAACAGAUGGAAAGAUUAGUCUCACUUUGCCUUUAAAAGCUACUGAUAAGAUUCAUGUGAAGGAAUAAAUAACUAAAGAUGAAUAUAUUGGACAAAGUAAGGAAUUUGAUGAAUUAUUCGAUCUAAAUGUCAGAAAAGAAUAAUUCUCUCAUGAUUUAGGGAUUAUAAUAUUAUAAGAAGCAUCUGGAGAUUUAUAAGUAUGUUAAGUAGAUAUAUGAUUAGAUUUCUGGAAUUAUCACUGAUUCAUCAAAAUAAGUUUAGUUUGUAUAAGGAGCAACAAUUACAUUUACAAUUUUAGACAGCAUUGAACCUGUAUCAGCUAUUACAGAUGCUCAAGGUAAAUUCAAGGCUGAAAUCUAUGUACCUGCUAAUAAAGAUUUAUAAUUAAAAGCAACAGUAAAUGCUAAAGGAUUUAUGAAUAAAAUAACUGCUCCAAGAUAAAUUAAUGUGUCUUCUAAAUAACCUCUAUAGAUAAUUUUUGAUGUAGUUUUAGAUAGAACAAUAAAAAAUAUAAAAAUAAAAGAUAAACUACUUGAUCCAAGUGGUAAACCUAUUUAAAAUGCAAUUGUAAAAAUUGUUGAGAGUAAUCCAACAAUGCCAGAUAAGACUCUAUAUAAUAAGGAGAUUAUUGAUAAUGCAGAGUAAAUUAAUCUAAUUUAUAAAUAGUGGUUCAUUUGAAUAUCCAUUUAGUUGUUACGAAGAUAUAAAAUUUUAAGCAACAUUUGUAUUCCAAGUACCUUAAUUUGUACCUGUAACAUAUAAAACAGGAGAUUUAGAAUGUAAAGAUUAAGAUUUAGUGAAAUAUUCUAUGACAUUGUCAAAAUAGACAGCUAUUCUAUUAAUCAAAGGAUAAGUUAUAGAUGUGGAUUCAAAACCUAUGAAAGGAAUAGCUCUUAAGUUUAAGUCAGAUCCAGUAUUAGAUGUUCCUAAUCCUAACUUAAUUACUGAUGCAAAUGGUAAUUGGUAGAUUGAAAAGUUAACUGUUAUCCCUACAACAACUUAUAAAUUUACUAUUGAAUAUACUAAUGACAUCAAAUAAUUAGUAUAAGUAAUUUAGACAUUUACUCCUACGAUGGAUAAAGAGUAAACUUUCAACUUUCCAGUUAUUGGAUUUCAAAAAUAUGUUAAAGCUAAAAUUGCUGGAAAAAUAGUACCUGGAGAUGGCAAAGCAGCUAUUCCAUUGCCAUUAGUCAUUACUUGCGAUGGUAAAGGAAAAGAUGGGAAACCAAUUGUUAUAGAAACUACUACAAAAGAAGAUGGAUCAUAUUCAGUAGAUGUUGAAGUUUUAGUAGGAGCAGAUAAACCAUUAUCAUGUGUAGUUACAAAUGGCAAUAAUGGUAGUGGAGGUACUGGUGCAGGUAGUGGAAGUACAGGUACUGGUGCAGGUAGUGGAGGUACUGGAGGUACUGGUACAGGUGCAAGUAGUGAAGGUACUGGUAAUGGUGCAGGUAGUGGAAGUACAGGUACUGGUGCUGGUACAGGUAGUGGAAGUACUGGUAGUAAUAGUAGUACCAAUACUGCUUCACCUGUGCAACCAAUAAAAGUUGAUGUUAAAGUAUCUGCUCCCACUUGGAGUAGCAAUACAAAUAUUCCUGUAACUUAUAAUACUGUUGAUAUCAUAUUAAAAGGUGUUGUAAGUGAUAAAACUAAAACAAUAACUACAGUUGAAGGUGUUGAUAUUACUUUAAUAAUCACUCCUCAAGAUGUUUAUGUUUAAAAUCCAGGUAAACAUUUACUUGAGUCAUAUAUUUUAUUUAAAAGACAUUUUUAGGGUACUACUCAAUCACUAUUGUAAACAAAAUCAGGAAAAGAUGGGUCAUAUGAAUUUAAAUUUAAAGCUGUUUAAGCAUAUCCAUUAAAAUUUGAGAUUUAAGCAAAAAAGGACCCACUAUUUACUCCAUAUGAAAAGAAAGGAAUUGAAGAAAAAUGUUUAAAAUCAGAAACAUUGACUGAAAAUAUUGAAAUAGAUAGAAUUCGAAUGUUGACAAAAUUACAUUCUAUAUUAAGUGGUACUGAUAAAAAGCCAAUAAUUAAUGCAUCUGUUAAAAUGACAUCAUCUGAUCCAAUUAUGAAAGAUUCUAAAUAUUACAAUUUACCAGUUAAAGAUGAUGAUAAAGGAUCAUUCUUUUUGGAUUUUGAAUGUUAUAAAGAAUUUGAUUAUGUAGUUGAUUUAUAGAUAGAUGUACCUCAAUAUGUUCAAUAAAAUAUAAAGAGUUCCAAAUUUAAAUGUUCAUAAGCAUUAACUGAAUUAACUCCAAUUACUUUAAUUUUGGAGAAAAUAUAAAUUAAAGCUAUUCUAUCAGGUAAAGUUAUAGAUCCUCAUGGAGAUGGUGUACCUAACUUAUCAUUGAAUUUAAUAACAGAUCCUGAAAGUGCAAAUCUAGAAACUAAGACAUAAACAGAUGGAACAUGGACUAUAACUGAUCCUAAGAUAUAUCCUAAUACAGAAUAUAAAGCAAUAAUUACUUAUAUAGAUAUCAAUAAAUAAAAGUAAAAAAUUGAAUAGAAAUUCACAAUUCAAAGUGAUAACUAAAAAGUUCCAAUUCCAGAUAUUAAUUAUUAAAGUGUUGUGAAUGCAAAAAUAUAAGGAAAAAUAGAUUUAGAAAAAGGAACUUUAAGUUCACCAGUUAAAAUCAAUUUGACUUGUCCCAAAUUUAAAGAUUCAAAAGGGGCUGAUAUCAAUUAAGAUUUCUCAACUGAUAAUAAUGGAAAUUUUGAUAUUCCUUUAUAAAUAUUAGCUAAACAUGAUGAUAAAAUAGAAUGUAUUUUAAAAACUAAAGAUUCUCUAUAAGAAACUACAUAAAAAGUAGAAUUAGUAGCACCAAAAUUUUAAGUUUAAGGAGUUUCAAUAAAAUCUAAAUUAGUUACUACUACAUUUACAAUAUCAGGUAAAUUAAUUGAUAAUUAAAAAUUGGAAGAUAAAUUACCUGGUUUAAAAAUUACAUUAACAUUAAAACCAUCAGAUCCAAUAUCAAAUUAACCUAUUAUUAAUAAAAGUAUUAAUGAUGGAACAUAUUCUAUAAUUUUUGAAGUUGUAAGAGGUGUAAAUUAUGAAGCUACAAUCAACAUUGAUGCAUAACCGUAAUUUAAUAUUGUUAAUGAAAAAUUAUAAUUAAUUGGUAAAGAAGAUAAAUAAAGUAUUUCAAAGGAUAUUACUUUAAUAAGAUCUAUUAUAGAUUGUACUAUUAGUGGAUAAUUAGUUGAUAUGAAUUAAAAACCAAUUUCUAAUUCUAAAAUUGAAAUUUUAAGUUCAGACCCUCAAAUGACAAAUACUUAAUUAUAUAAUAAAUAUUCAGCUGCUCCUAAAGGAGAUUUCUAAUUACCAUUUUAAUGUUAUAAUUCAGUAUCCACUACUUUAAAAAUGGAUAUGGAAUCUGAUGUAUAUCCUAAAACUGCCUUAUCUCCUUAAGUAUUUACUUGUGGAGAAAAAGACCUUAAACUUAAACCAAUAGUAGUGUCUACAAAAUCUGUUUAAAUUACUGUUUCUGGUGUGUUGACAGAUAGUAGUGGAGUAACAAAAAAUGUAUAGAAUGCUCAAAUAGAAAUAAUACUAAAUCCUGCUGAUCCUUUAGCAUCAAAUUUGUAAACAAAAUCAGAUUUAAAUGGUAAAUAUUCAUUAAGUUUUGGUGCUGUCCAAGAUUAAAUUUAUACAGCUGUUAUUUCAAUAACUAAUUCAGACUUUAAUCCAUAUAAAUCUUCAAAUAUUCAGAUUAAAGCUGAUAAAGUAUAGAGUAUAUCUCAUGAUACAACAAUGGAUAGAAUCAUUCUUUAAGCAACUCUUACUUCAACAAUUACAGAUCCAUCAGGUAAAACACCUCCUGCUUCUACAUUGACAAUUGAAUCCUUAUAGCCUACUGUUAAAGGAAAUGAAAAAACUUAAAUAACAGGAAAAACUGAUUCCGCUGGAAAAUUUAGUUUAUAGGUUCCUUGUUAUAAAAAUGUGGAUGAGUCUUUUAUAUUAGAUGUUAAAGCUGAUAAAUAUAGAGAUGUAAAAUCUGAUAAGAUUUAAUUCUCAUGUUCUGGUCCAGCAAUAUCUUUACCUCCAGUGAAAAUUAAAUAUGAAUUAGCACCAACUAACACAAAAUUAACUGUGGGAGGAGAGAUUAUUGGACCUAAAGGUAAAGGUUAAUCAGGUGUGAAUGUUAAAUUAACUUCAGAUCCUGUUACUAAAGAAUUAGAAGCUAAAACUGGAUCAGAUGGUAAAUGGUCUAUAUUAGAUGAUUAAUUACAAUUUGAAACCAAAUAUCAAUUGACUGAAUCUUUUAAUGAUGCAAGUGGAUAAAAUCAUAAAGUUACAUAAGCCUUUUAAACAAAUAAUGAGAAAUCUGAAAUGACUUUCCCAAAAUAAUAUUUUGAUGAUUUUGUUCCAUUUGAAAUUGAUGGUAAAAUAACAUCUGAGGGAGGUAUAUUCCCAUCUAAUGUUCCAGUGAGUUUAUAGUGUGAUGCUUUUGGUGAAAAUAAAGUACCUAUUGAUCUUAAAACAAAUACAGAUUCUACAGGAGCAUAUUAAUUCAAAUGGAAGAUGUUAAUGAAUGCUAAUUCUAAUGUUGAUUGCUUACUUAUUUCACAUGAAACGGCAAAAUUUUAAUAAACAAAUAGUAGAUUCAAAAUAAAUCCCAAUAGUGAUGUUGUUAAGAUUACAAAUUAAGCUCAAGUAACAGAACAAUUCAAAGCAUAACUUACUAAAUAUUAUCAAUAUUCUAUUAUUAAUGGUGCAGUAAUUGCUGAAUUUGAUUGCAAUUCAAAAUUAGAAUGGAAAGGAUUAGAAGAAGUCAAUAUUAAACUUAAAUAAUGGAAUGGAAUUUCUUAUGCAGAUCUUAAAAUUGAAACAAAGAGUGACAAAGAUGGUCUCUUUGUUAUAAAACAUUAAAUCUUAAAAAGGUAUUUAUCUAUAUAUAUAUUGAAUAGUUAAAUUUAAAAUGAAAUGAGAUUAGAAUUUACUAAAUAAAAUUAUAUUCCAACUACAGCUGAGUUUAAUCUUUAUUCAUUUGAUCCUUAAUUAGAUGGAUCAUAUCUUAUCUAAUUAUCAAAUAUUAGGAUGGUCAAAAUUGGAUAGCCAGACAAAUGUCCAUCAAUUAAGAAAAAUAAACAUCAUCAAUGA
This is a messenger RNA of Paramecium pentaurelia, 6015 nucleotides long. The record is from the annotation of a GenBank genome assembly. NCBI's taxonomy places the organism in Eukaryota, Ciliophora, Oligohymenophorea, Peniculida, Parameciidae.